This is a messenger RNA of Closterium sp. Naga37s-1, 225 nucleotides long. The record is from the annotation of a GenBank genome assembly. NCBI's taxonomy places the organism in Eukaryota, Viridiplantae, Streptophyta, Zygnematophyceae, Desmidiales, Closteriaceae.
AUGUACGCCAUUCUGCAGGUGGGGUCGCAGGCCUACGCGCACCGCCUGUUCCUCUACGCCACGUCAACCACGCUCAAACUGUUCCCCUUGGGGGCGGUGGCGGGCGCGGAGGAGCUAGGGCCGCACACGGACCACCAUGGGGCGGCGCUGGUGCUGCUGCGCGGCUGCUGCCUGUCCCCGGGGGAGAUGGCAACAUUAGUCGACUCCACCUUCCUCAGCAGGUGA